AUGUCUGCGCGCAUUGCUGCGGGCCUGCUGCUGUGCCUCGGGGUGGCUCAGGCCGAGAGUGGAGUCCAGGGCCUGGUCCACUGGCUGGAGAAGAACGGCCCCGAGCUGGCCGACACGGCGGGGCACUGCGUCGAAGCGAUGUCCAUGGCCAAGAGCCUUUCCGAGAAGUGCCAGACAACCAAGUUCGAUCCGGAAGGCAUGGCGGGGUUGGCAGCCUGGGCCGUGCUGGAGGGCUUGGAACACAUGCAGGCCCCCAUGGCCCAGGAGUUCGUCAACUCCUCCCUCGCCAAGUUCUACAAGGGCCAGGCGAUCAAGAUGGUGCAGGGCUGGACCCACCGCUCUCUCAAGGAGUUCUGCGAUGGUGACUGCCUCAACGGGUUGGAAAGCUUCGAUGCGUCUUACGCAAAGUGCUACUCGUCGGCGAUUUGCGCCGCGGCCCUGUCGAAGGAGAUCCCCUACGACCACUGCAAGAAGACGAUGGAGACUUUCAUAUUGCGGACCAUGCGCAUCGAGCAAGCUAUGAUCUGCAGCAAAUCCUCCAUGUCCGACUACUUCUGCGCCGAGGAGAGGAACACCCUCCUUCUGCAGAGUCCGGAGUGCUACAUUCGCUUCAUGACUCCGGUGCUGGACGAGAGGACCUGCUCAGCAGAGUGCGUGUCGCAGUGGAGCGAGGCGCAGUCGCUUCAUCCGGGCUGCUCCUCGUUUCUCCAGCGUCAGACUCAGGCAGUCUCGACAAUGACCUUGUGGUUCAUGCGGGAGUUGAUCAGUGGCGCGAAGAAUCCAGAAAUGCGAAAGGCCUUGGAUCAUCUUCCCAAGCACUUCAUGACCUUCCAACAGGCCAUCGUGGUGGAGAGGUUUGGUGGACCGGAGGUGUUGUCGCUCUCCACCAAGGAGCUGCCGGCCAUCAGUGCUGGCCAAGUCCGGGUCAAGGUAGAGGCUUCCGGGGUGAACCCUUCGGACACCUACCUCCGCCUGGGACCAACUGGCCCCUACGCGGCGGUCGCCCCCGAUGUGGGGAACGUCCGCGUUGGGCAGCGUGUGUAUGUUUGCGGCACAGGCACGGGGACUUGUGCUACACACAUGCUAUGUGAUGCUGGAGGGGUGCACCCUCUCCCAGACCGAGUCUCCUUUGCGCAGGGCGCCUGCAUUGGCGUUCCGUGCGCCACCGCCUACUACGCGCUCAAGUGUCGGGCGAAGGUAGCUGAAGGCCAAAGCGUCUUCAUUCACGGAGCUUCCGGUGCAGUGGGUCUGGCAGCUGUACAAAUCGCGAAGUCAUUUGGCUGCCGGGUCGUUGGCAGCGCCGGCACAGACCCUGGCCUGGCUGCGGUGAGCGCGGCCGGGGCGGAUGCCGUUGUGAACCAUCGCGAGAGCGGAUACUUGGAGAAGUGCAAGGAGAUCCAGCCCGGUGGGUACGAUGUUGUCCUGGAGAUGGCGGCGCACGCCAAUCUCGCUGCGGAUCUGUUGCUCGCCGGCCGACGGUCUCGCAUUUGCAUCGUUGGAUCCAAAGCUGAAGCCACGAGCGUCAACCCGCGGACGCUGAUGCCCAGUGAGAUUGACAUUCGGGGCGUGUUCCUGGGAUCUGCUACGCCCGACGAGCACGCAGAGAUUCACCGAUCGCUUUAUGACCUCAUGGCCGGCGGAAACCUGGCCCCGGUGGUCAGCAUGCAGCUUCCCCUCAGCGAUGCCGGGAUGGCCCACACAGAGGUGAUGCAGCCCAGUGCCGGCGGCGCUGCCGGCAACGUGGUGCUCCUGCCCUGGGUGGAGUCCAGCCUCUGA
Symbiodinium necroappetens is the source of this 1776-nucleotide messenger RNA. Lineage: Eukaryota; Dinophyceae; Suessiales; Symbiodiniaceae. The record is from the annotation of a GenBank genome assembly.